This is a messenger RNA of Stylonychia lemnae, 1812 nucleotides long. NCBI's taxonomy places the organism in Eukaryota, Ciliophora, Spirotrichea, Sporadotrichida, Oxytrichidae. The record is from the annotation of a GenBank genome assembly.
AUGAUCUUGAGGCAAUAACAACUAAGAAUAUUAAGAAACUCAAGGGACUUAGCAUCCCAAAUGAAUCAGAUGCCAUAAAUUAAGUUUGUGCUUGGUAUGAAUUGUUCCUAACAGGUAGAUUACCUAAUAGGAGAGCUUAUCAUGUGUCUUUUCAUUGGAAGAACAAGUAAUAUUUUAACUAACCUUAAAUUUUUCAGUUUCUAUAUACAUGGAGGUUAAGAUUUAAAAGAGGGUAGCUAUGGUGACUUAUGGAGAGUUGAUUAUAGUUUUAUCUUUGAUGAAAACAAAUUAGUCAAUGAUUUUGAGAUGGAGAAUCUCCAAUGGGAAGAAGUCAAGCUCUAAGGCAAGCACCCUAAAAAACUCUCACAUCAUGGAGGUGUUUUAUAGGCAAAUAUUUCGGCAUUCAUUAUAUAUGGUGGUAUCAUUGGAAUGGAUAGCUGUGAUAUACUAUAUGUCAUUGAUCUAAAUAAUUUCAGUGUUGAUGCAAUUCCUCCAGCAAGACAAACAGAGAGAAACGGCAAACCCCUUCCUGGGCCUAGGGAUGAUUUUUCCUUUGUAACACCUAAUAAAUUAAAUUAAAAUGGAGGAUCAACAAUAUAUCUUAUUGGUGGCUUUAAGAAUGGAAUGAAGAUGGGUGACAUAUAUAAGCUUCAUGUUUUGGAAUCUGGAAAGAAAUUUGAAUGGGAGCUAUUAGAGGUAUAAGGUAGACCAUAUCUUCCACCAAGAUCAAGUCUCAGUGCCAAUGUCUUAAUUGAUCCGAAUGGCAAUGAAAAAUUACUAGUGUUCGGUGGUGCAGGAGAUAAUAGUGUCAGAUAUAAUGACAUUUGGAUAUUUUCUGAGCAUACGUGGACCGAAAUAAAACCUAUUAACUAAGAUCAAUCUGAGGUUCCGUAGGAGAGAGGUGGGCAUUAGUCAUGUGUUUUCGGUGAUAGAUUUUUAAUAGUGUUCGGUGGAAUACACGACAUUACUUACGAAUUGAAUGACUUACACAUAUUUGAUAUUAAGGAAAAUAGAUGGUUCCUCGGCAAUGAGAACAACUAAAAUGCAUCAUAGAGCGGUUCACCAAGAAAUAAAGCAAUUAUGCAGCAGAGUGACGCAUUCAAAAAGCAUUCUGUUUAAUUAAACUUGGGCGGAAAUGCUAAAGGUUAAACUAACAGAAUGAGCGGUUCUAACGGAUUCGAAUCUCCUUUAAAUCAAACAUUCUAAAAAGCAGCUAAUCUAAAUGAUUCAGUAAGGACUACCAGAGGUAAAAGCCUAUUUUAAUCAUCUAUUAAUCCAUUGUCUGACAAUCCCAAAGAUCAUUCGAGAAUGCAUAUGAAAAGUCCUCCUAAAGCACUUUAGAUUUAAACUACUCAUAAAAUCAAGAAUGAAGGAAAUGCUGUUGAAUUACUAACACCGACAUCAAUAUCUAUGAAAAACGCGUUCAUUAUUAAGAAUGCUGAUUAAAGCUUUGAUCAUUACUUCUAAAUUAUGAAAAGAAGAAAAGGUUAUGGAGGUCAUCAUACAUCAGUAAACUCUCCUGCUAAGACCUAGAAAAAACAUACACUCAACUAAUCUAUGAUAAGUAAUGGAGGACAUAGUGGCCACCAUCACCAUCAUCAUCAUGCAAAUUAUUCAGCCUUCAUUAGUGCUGGACACAGAGAAGAGCCGCUUCCAAAAGUAAAAAUCACAGAUGAAAAGCAGCCUGCUGGUAGAGACGGUCAUUCAGCUUGGCUUGAGGGAGACAAAUGGAUUAUUUUUGGAGGAGAUAGACAUCACAUGCCAUACAAUGAUACCUACGUCCUAGAUCUUUCAAAGCUCAUAAAUGUAUGA